CUCUCUUCUCCAUAACUUAUUCGUUACACAGUAAACAAAAAAUGUUCGGUGGAAUCAAGUUUUCCUUAGUUUUACCAAUCAUUGUUCUCAUACAGUGUUCCAUCCUGCCCCAUGAGCAGGUUACAUUCACAUCCAAGCUUUCGCAAUUCGAAUGCCCCUCGCAUUGCGAUUAUUGCGCUGACCAAAUUUGUCACAAAUACUACUACUCAUACCACUAUAGAGAUAAUCUCCCUAAAUGGGUGGGUUGGAUAAUAGGUACAUCAACCGCGUUCGGGAUAUCAGUUUUCGUCGGUAUUAUCCUUUGUGCGUGUUUCUGUUGCCGCUGUUGCUGUUUUGCGUCUUAUCCAAGGCAGAGAGUAUCUAAGUUGCACGAUGUUUCCCUCAUCCACGGAUCAACUCCGCCUAAAUUUGAACCGAAUAAUGGCCAGCAUGUAAAUCCGCUUAUUGAGAAGUGCUGAUACUCCUUAUUUUCGUAAUUUCAACCGUGUCCCCUCCAACAAUUAUAGAUAUUGAUAUUAUAAAAAAAUAUCUUCCAGUAAAAUAUGGACGCAUACUAUACACAUCGAGAUUUUUAUUAUUUAAAUAUGUAACAAGCUUUACAAAUGUAUCAACAAUGUCAGUAAAAUUAUUUUUUCUAAGUUAUGUAGAACUGUCAAACCAA
This is a messenger RNA of Folsomia candida, 661 nucleotides long. RefSeq lists its product as uncharacterized. The record is from RefSeq and is a predicted model, not a curated record. Lineage: Eukaryota; Metazoa; Arthropoda; Collembola; Entomobryomorpha; Isotomidae. Bases 42 to 458 code for a protein of 138 amino acids. The transcript is spliced from 3 exons.